Drosophila albomicans is the source of this 481-nucleotide messenger RNA. RefSeq lists its product as uncharacterized. The transcript is spliced from 2 exons. Lineage: Eukaryota; Metazoa; Arthropoda; Insecta; Diptera; Drosophilidae. Bases 98 to 442 code for a protein of 114 amino acids. The record is from RefSeq and is a predicted model, not a curated record.
CAACGUGCAGUGUCGUCAGCAAAAGAUAUUAAAACUGAAUGUCAAAUAAAUAAUAAAUUGAUUGAGAAUUCUAUUAACAAUAUAUCAGUUUUCCAGAAUGGCUGUUGUGAGCAUUGGCUAUACUUCGACAAAUGGAUAUGAGAAUGACUUGGAUGGGUUUCCUUACUCGCAGUUUGUGAAGAACCUCUAUAGAAUGAGGCGGGAGCAGCAGCAGCGCGAAGAUGCUACGCCAAUGAGACCUCAGUACAGGCGACCAAGAAUGCGACCACGCAUAAUACGCAUGGAACGACGCUGCAACGAUCCGCUGUAUUCGCCGUUUGAGGCUUUUUGUCUGCUCCUCAAAUCCUUACAUCCAAAAUAUCAUUUCGAAUUCUAUUGCUUUCUGUGGGUUCCAGCUGCGUUCGCUAUUUUGGCUUAUCUCACUUUUUUGAAUUGCUAUUGAAAAUUGCAUUGUAUCAAUUGGUGUUGUAUUAUCACACAA